AUGGCAUCAUGCCCAAUCGCUGCACUCAACUUAUGUAGAAAAAAUUGGAUUAUCUGUGGCAAAGUUGUGGCGAAAAGUGAAAUAAAACAAUGGAGUAAUCUGAAUGGAAAUGGUUGCUUUUUCAAUUUCGUGAUUGCUGACAAUACUGGAUGUAUUAAAGCUAUUGCAUUCAAUAUACAAUGUGAAAGAUUUUUUCAAUCGGUAACAUUAAACAAUACUUACUACAUUACCAAUGGCACUGUAAGAGAAACGAAAAAACAGUUUAUGGAGCUCAGCAAUGCCUACGAAAUUCAUCUUUAUAGCAAUGCUCAAAUUACGUUGGCGGAGGAUGUUGUGGUUAAAGAACCUGAAUGCAAAUUUAUAAAGAUCGCUGAUCUAUCAGACACUCCAGCAAACGAACUGAUAAACAUCAUAUGUGUUGUAAAAAACGUUGAAGAUCUGGAAGAAUAUGGAAUCGAUAAAGUAAAUUACAAACGCAAUGUUGUAUUGAUUGACGAUAGCGAAAGCGAGGUUAAAUUAACGCUUUGGAAUGAAAAAGCACAAAGAUUCGAUUGCAAGGAAGGUUGUAUCAUCAUAGCAAAACGAUUGAAAGUAUCUGAUUACAACGGAAAAAAUUUAAUGGCAAUUGAUGUUUCGCAUUUAGAAAUUGAUCCAGAUGCCCCUGAAACAGCUACUCUUAAAGAUUGGUUCUUUAAGCAUGGAACGAAAAUGUCUAAAAAUCGUCUAACGCUGGAGCCUAAGAAAAUCAACUUGCAAACGAUCAAAAAAAUUAACUCAUCUGUCAAUGUUCAUUGCGAUGCAACAUUAAUCGAAAUCAAAGCAUGCAACUUCUAUGUUUCAUGUCCAGAUGGCUGUAAUAAGAAAUUAAUCGAAGAUGAAAGUGGGCUACUCUAUUGCGAUGCUUGCAAAAAGGUAAUGAUGGAAGGUAAUCAAAAGCUUGUUUUAAAAGUAAAAAUAGCUGAUUUCACUGCCUCUAUUGAUCUGACGAUCUAUAGUGAAAUAAUAGAGGCAUUAUUGAAAUGUAAAUGCGAGCAGUUAUCAAUCUUAGAAAUGGAAAAUCGCUUUGAUUUUGAAUCUAAAUUCCACCGAUCUUUGGUAUUGCAUAUGUUUGCGUUUGACAUAAAGAUCAAAAUGGUUACACGGGAUGGCAUUUUAUGUCCAGAAUAUAUAGUAAAUAGAAUGAGUAGAAAAACAAAAUCUCCCUAUCAAACAAUACAUGAAAUAAAUAAUCUUGCAAGAGAAUUAAAUAAUUUAUGA
This is a messenger RNA of Tetranychus urticae (two-spotted spider mite), 1257 nucleotides long. Its product is annotated as replication protein A 70 kDa DNA-binding subunit-like. Gene Ontology annotation, molecular function: nucleic acid binding. The record is from RefSeq and is a predicted model, not a curated record. NCBI's taxonomy places the organism in Eukaryota, Metazoa, Arthropoda, Arachnida, Trombidiformes, Tetranychidae.